AUGUCGCUGACCGCGGAGCAGCUGGGUGCGGAGCUCAAAGCGGUGAUCGCGCUGGAGCCCACGUUCGGCGCGGUGCUGGAGCCGGGCGGCGCCGCUGAGGCCGCUGCGGCGCAGGAGCGCGUGACGGAGGCGGUGCGCGCCGCGCGCGGCGCGCUAAAGGAGCGCCUGCGCCGCGACCUGCGCGCGCUGCCCUUCCCCAGCCUGUCCGCCGCGCAGGCGGCGGUGGAGCGGCGCAACGCGCGGUACCGCGCGCUGUCCACGCUGGCCUCCACCGACGCCGACCCCGAGGGCGCGGGCGACGCCACCACGCUGGCGCGGCGCCUGGGCAACGCGGAGCAGGCCGCGGGGGAGUUCGUGCAGCGCCGGCUGCAGCCGGCGGUGAGGAAGGUCUCCACGCCGCGCGGCCUGGUGGACGGCGUCAAGACGGGCGCGCGCUGGGCGCAGGGCUUCAGCGAGGAGGAGCGCGCCGCGCGCACCGCGGCGCUGACAGGACGCAUCGAGUCGCUGGAGCGCCAGCUGCAGGAGGCGAGCAAGGCGCGCGAGGCUCGGCUGCGCCGCGCGGGACCCUCGGGCCGCCUGCGCGCCGCCGCCGAGCUGCGCGCAGCGGACGAGCGCGUGGGCGUGCUGUCCUCCCGCCUGGCCAUCCUGGCGCUGCAGGCGGAGAUGGAGGCCAUCCACUGCGCACUGGAGGAUGAGGCCCUGGACAUCGUGGACGGGUAUGCCGGCGGAGGCGGUGCGGCCAGGGAGCGGGCGGCCACGCCCAACCGCCUGGGCUCCAGCGACGAGGUUGCGCUGCUCAUCGCAGGCGAGGCACUGGGUUCCCCCUUCUCGACUCCAGAGUUCAAGGUUCUGGAUGAGGAGCUCGCGCCUCUGGCUGCCGCGCUGGAGGAGGACGAGCUGGUGUACAUCGAGGCCGCUGAGCUGGCGCGGCUGGCAGAUGACAUCAUCGACCUGCGAACCUCCAUGGGGCUCGGGGACACCCAGGUGUUUGGAGGCGGCCUCUUCAACAUGGCGAGGUUGCAGUUCCAGGUCAAGGAAGGUAUCGGGAAGCUGCUCGAUGGUGUCGACUUUGGAGCACGGGGUCUGCGUCUGCUUGGGUCAGACACCGUGUCUGCCUUCAAACUGAUUGGCAGGGCCGCGGCAGGCGGGACGCUCAAGCCAAGAGAGGUGCAGGCGCUGCGGCGAACUUUCAGAGACGUGCUGACAUUCAUCCCCUUCACCAUCAUCCUCAUCCUGCCCCUGACGCCUGUCGGCCAUGUGCUCAUCUUUGGCUUCAUCCAGAGAUAUUUUCCGGGCCUCUUCCCCAGCCAGUUUACGUCGAGGCGCCAGGAGCUCAUGAGCAAGUAUGUGCAGAGGCCAUGGGGUUGCCUGCUGGAAGUGGCAGAGGAGGAGGAGGGCGAGGAGGGCCCUGCUGCCGCCGCCGUUCGGUCGCUGAAGGAGCGCCUGGAGAGGGCGGCCAAGCUGUCGUACACCGACCCGGGGGAGGCAGGCGGCGGGAACUAG
This is a messenger RNA of Auxenochlorella protothecoides, 1503 nucleotides long. RefSeq names its product LETM1 and EF-hand domain-containing protein anon-60Da, mitochondrial. The record is from RefSeq and is a predicted model, not a curated record. NCBI's taxonomy places the organism in Eukaryota, Viridiplantae, Chlorophyta, Trebouxiophyceae, Chlorellales, Chlorellaceae. Gene Ontology annotation, molecular function: ribosome binding. The transcript is spliced from 8 exons. The coding region runs from base 1 to 1503 and encodes 500 amino acids.